GACUCAUACUCCGCCCUUGAUAUGGACCCUACAACCCUUGCCAGACAACGCAGUGGAGCUAGUCGUGACCCUCGUCGUGCCGGUAGAGCUAACCAAGGAGCUGGUCAUGCCGAUAGACAACACUACACCCGAAACCAACCAUACCAGGCCCAGAGCCAAUAUCACCAGAGCAGUAUCACCUUGACCUGUUAUCUCUGCCACGAUUCCAGACACCUUCAGCGGAGUUGUCCACUGCUUUCGCUUUGGAGAACUGCCAUUGAGACAAUCUGCCGGGACCGUAAUAUCGACCCAAUGAGCCUUCUUGAACAAAUCGACAUCGGGAUACUUGUUGCUGCUCUAGCUAGGGCUCUUCCAGAUGGGGACGGGGACAUCCCUAUGCAGUAA
This is a messenger RNA of Penicillium coprophilum, 384 nucleotides long. RefSeq lists its product as uncharacterized. NCBI's taxonomy places the organism in Eukaryota, Fungi, Ascomycota, Eurotiomycetes, Eurotiales, Aspergillaceae. The annotation marks the transcript as partial. The transcript has 4 exons. The record is from RefSeq and is a predicted model, not a curated record.